CCAAGUUGAUCGGUUCAGCGCGCCAGUUGGAAAACUAAUUCGUGAUCGGGAACGUGAUCUUCAAUAGUAGAAGUAAUAUCCGGACUUGAGACGGGUUCUAAACAAUAGCUGGAACGCCUCCCACAAAGAUAACUGAUCACAACAAUCAGUCAGGAUGGGAAUUACGGCGAUUUUAAGCCUUGGGCUGGUUUUGUGCGCCUUGCCACAACUUGUUCUAAGCCAGAACAGUUGCCUUACUCCGGCCAGAGCAGCAGGUCAGUGCAUUCGAUACCAGGAGUGUCCAUUCGUCCAAAACAUCAUCCGAAUCUACGGCCGUAAUAUACCUUCAAAGAUUCAUAGCCAAAUAAGACAGAUGGAGUGCAAGAGCAACACAAAUGAAUUCCAUCUUUGUUGUCCGAAUGAGGCGGCACCGCAGUCGGCAUCCAGUCAGGAGUCCCAGAGAAAGGUUGUGCGAUCGGAGGGCGGAAAUCUGAACCGCUAUGAUCGCCAGGGAUUGCAACUGCUUAACUCGGUGACCAACUGCGGCAACAAAGGAAAUCCCAAGGUCAGCGGGGGAACGACAGCCAAGAUCGGCGACUUUCCCUGGGUGGCGCUGCUGAAGUACAAGGUCAACAGUCCGCGUCCCUUCCUCUGCGGCGGCAGUCUCAUCAGCGACCGCCACAUCCUCACCGCCGCCCACUGCAUCAUCCAGCAGCCUGAAGUAAUUGCAGUCCGUCUGGGCGAACACGAUCUAACGACCGAGGAGGACUGUCAAAUUUUGGGUGGAACGAAUCGCGUUUGCCUUCCGCCCUACGAGGAGUUUGGCAUAGAGAAAAUUCACGUUCAUCCCAACUACGUUCACGGUCAGAUCAGUUACGACCUGGCCAUCAUUAAGCUAAGCCAGGUGGUAAAGGAAAAGUCCCACAUUAAACCCGUGUGCCUUCCAAUCGAUCAGCGGUCCCAAGAACUGUCCUAUGACCAGAGCUUCUUCAUCGCCGGAUGGGGAGGAACUGAGAAAGAGACUACGGCCAACAAGCUGCAGCAAGCUCUGAUUACCCGCAAGAAUCUGAACGAGUGCCGCCAAUUUUACAACAAGGGUGAGGUGAACGACAAUCACAUUUGCGCCACGGGAAACGGAAUCAAGCACACCUGCCAAGGAGACUCCGGCGGCCCAGUGUUCUUCAAGCACCGUUUCAAGAACACAUACCGAGUGGUUCAGUACGGAGUGGUCUCCUUCGGAGGAAACCUGUGUGGAAGGAACCUGAAUCAGCCUGGAGUUUUCGCUAACGUCAUCGACAUGCUACCCUGGAUUACUCAGAACCUCCAGUAGUGAUCCGUCCUCUGAUGGACUUGCUUUAAAAUAAAUCACCUUAUUUAUAUCCGUAGUCAUAAGAUCCCUUGCCAUAGUUAGAGGAUUCCUUAGCUUUUACAUUUAUUUAAUACAUAUAACAUAAGCAGCAUUA
Molecule: messenger RNA, 1442 nt
Organism: Drosophila rhopaloa
Lineage: Eukaryota; Metazoa; Arthropoda; Insecta; Diptera; Drosophilidae
Product: serine protease grass
Exons: 4
Coding region: 155-1309 (384 amino acids)
Biological process (GO): proteolysis
Molecular function (GO): serine-type endopeptidase activity
Source: RefSeq, a predicted model, not a curated record